UACCCAAAGGAUAAAGUCCAACAGUGAGUCCUCAGUUUCCAUUCGCCAUUUCACGGUAAAUGAUCACAUCUUCUUGUUUUCCAUGUACACAUAGAAACGAAGCUCCAUAGUCUUAAAAUGUCAGCAAUUUCAUCAAAUUUUCCGAAAUUAAUCUGAACAAUAUAUCGUCUAUGAAUGGCAUAAGUUUGAAACUCAGUUCCAUGUCUGUUGUGUUUGGCAAGUCGAUACAUUUGCUUAUGUGUGUAAAUGUAAUGAAGUGUGGGUUUAGGUGCAAUAAGAAAUGAUCAUAAAGGGCGUGUUCCGUAGAUAUGAAAGGUGGAAUCCAGUGCACCCAACUUAUGGAGCCUUCUGGGGAAUUGGAAUUGGAAUCGGGUGUGGAGUGGGAUGGGGACCUGGUUUUGGUCCUGAGGUGAUUGGUUAUGUUGGAGCAGGCUGCGGUGCAGGGUUUAGUGUGGGAAUCACUCUAGCUGGAAUUGGGAUUGGGCUUCCUGCCAAUGACUUCUUCACAGCUCCUUACAAUGCAUUCAUGGCUACGAGAAGUGGUGCUCUAGAUGUUGCUCGAUCGAGUGGUCUACUGAGCAUCCGAAAUGAUGGCAGGGAGGGUUGGUUUAACUUGGAUCCACAGAUUUCUGGUUUGCAGCAGAAAAUAGGAGGGGCAUUUUCUACCUUAACAGUGAAAGGUUCUUUGAAGAAUGCCAUAGAUUUCUCUGACUUGAAAACCCAAAGUGUUUUGCUUACAAAAGGUUUUUUGGAUCAAAUGAAGACGAUUAGCAAGCAUGAAAGUAAAGGUUCAGAAGAUGAAUAGCGCAAUGACAUUGUUGAGUGUAUGUUAUGAGUAUUUGAAUGGCUUUUUCAAAACACACCGGCAUACUUCUCCGAUUAGUGCGGAGAAAUUUUCCUCAAAUAAACAAAGAAGAGAAUACGUUACUUGUGCAUUCGGAAAACAAAAACCGAAGACGAGAAAAUGAAAAACAGUGAAUUUAAGUAAACGCAGCUGGUCAUUUGUUUUAGUGUAAUCUUCAAAUUAUUCCAAUCUUGUCAUUUUCCUUGUAUAUGUUGCUUUUUCUUCUGGCUUUAUCAUGUCUGCCACUCCUUGUAAAGUUUUGCAAUAUCCAUAUUGAAACCUUAUGAUCAUCUCAUUUCCAAAACAAGCUUUAUGUCUUGCUGAGGUUGCCUUUUUUGACUCAAAUGUUUUUUUGCCAAAGUUGGAACAUGUACUCACAUUAUUGGUAUUAGCUGAAAA
This is a messenger RNA of Ipomoea triloba (trilobed morning glory), 1243 nucleotides long. Its product is annotated as cadmium-induced protein AS8. The transcript is spliced from 3 exons. The record is from RefSeq and is a predicted model, not a curated record. Bases 281 to 805 code for a protein of 174 amino acids. NCBI's taxonomy places the organism in Eukaryota, Viridiplantae, Streptophyta, Magnoliopsida, Solanales, Convolvulaceae.